Molecule: messenger RNA, 835 nt
Organism: Alnus glutinosa
Lineage: Eukaryota; Viridiplantae; Streptophyta; Magnoliopsida; Fagales; Betulaceae
Product: photosystem I reaction center subunit II, chloroplastic-like
Exons: 1
Coding region: 83-706 (207 amino acids)
Biological process (GO): photosynthesis
Cellular component (GO): photosystem I reaction center; photosystem I
Source: RefSeq, a predicted model, not a curated record
UCAAUAACAUUCUCAACUUCUAUUGAUCCCUCACAACCUUGAGACAAUCAACCAUACUCACCACCUUAUCUCCAACCCCUUCAUGGCCAUGGCAACCCAAGCCUCCCUCUUCACCCCACCCAUCUCCGCUUCAAAGUCCGGCGACCGUGUCACUGUGCCAUGGAAGCAAUCACCAACCUUGUCCUUCACUACUCCUAAGCCACUCAAAUUCUCCGUGGCACAGCGUACAGUUAAGGUAACUGCUUGUGUGAAAGAAAAGGAAGCGGCUCCGGUGGGCUUCACCCCACCUGAGUUGGACCCAAGCACUCCCUCACCAAUUUUCGGCGGCAGCACGGGGGGUUUGCUCCGCAAGGCCCAAGUCGAAGAAUUUUAUGCGAUCACAUGGGAGUCUCCCAAGGAACAAAUCUUUGAGAUGCCCACCGGCGGUGCAGCCAUCAUGAGGGAGGGUCCGAACCUGCUGAAGUUGGCUAGGAAAGAGCAGUGCUUGGCACUGGGGACUAGGCUGAGGUCCAAGUACAAGAUCAAUUACCAGUUUUACAGGGUGUUCCCUAACGGGGAGGUCCAAUAUUUGCACCCCAAGGAUGGGGUCUACCCGGAGAAGGUCAACCCAGGCCGCCAAGGCGUCGGAGUGAACUUCCGGUCAAUCGGAAAGAACGCGAGCCCGAUUGAGGUCAAGUUCACCGGCAAGCAAGUGUAUGACUUGUGAGGUGUGGGGAUGCAUGCUUUGUUUGCUGUCUGUGAUGUAUUUUAUGAUUAUAUGACUGUUAUUAAUGUUUGUAACUUUAUUUUGUUUUCCAAUUGAUGCUAUGCUACAUCCAAAACACAUGUAUCUUCA